AUGAAAUAUGAAUCCUUCUUCACUUAUGGCGUAUCACGGCCCUUUCCGUUUCGUUGGUUUACGCCUGGUGCUAUAAUCGGAGGCAUCGUUUCUCUUGCUCUUUUCACUUUCUUGAACUUCGCUUCAAGUGGUUAUAAUCUAGUAGUGCAGAUAUCCUCAGAUCCUAACGCCACAGUAUCUGAGGGCAAUUGGCUCCAGCAUUGGCCAUCGUUUCUAACUGCUAAAGUCCAACCGACGUGCCAGCCCGCCAACCUACCUGUGGACAGCCAGCUUUUCACCAACCAGACAGCACUCACGUAUACGCUAACGAAUGUGUGGAAGUACCACGAAGAUACCGGCGACCACAUUGCUUAUCCCUCACUCAAUUAUUAUAAUAAUGUAUUAGAGAACUGUUCUGUCACCUCAAUCGAAAUAAAUCUCGAAGCAAUGGAUCGAACCGCAAACCAGUUCGCCUACUCUGAAUGGGGUGCCCUAUUGAGAUCUUAUGUUACCUGCCGGAUAACCACUUCGGCUGGUAUGGUCUUUUUCAAUCUCACACAAACCUAUGAAUACGUGCCCAACACUGCUUCGUACACCGAUGUUUAUAAAUUCCUCGGCACCGGCUUUCUGAGCCGCAAUCAAACGACACGGGCAAGCCUCUGGUGGGGCGAAACGCUGAUGUCAACGUACUGGGGGGCGGUUACGUGGGAGAUGCAGCUAGAGCGUAUUAACAAGACCAGAAACAGCGAGCGUGGGAUACGCAAAGGCACUGUGUCAUUCACACCUAACGGAACAUUCUCCGACAUUAAGGACCUGAAUUUCCUCGAUACUGAUUAUCGUUUUAUUGUCGACAAAGGCAGUGCCUCUUUCGAUGUGAUUUGCUGUCCUUCCUUACCUCUACCAUUAACAGCUGGGAGUCUGAAUGCAGCAAACCUGUACCCUAACAUUUGGAUCGAGGCAGAUACGCUAGCCAAAUCAACAUAUUCUACUGUAUUAACAGACUUGGGUCAAGCGGCAGCAGUGUCCAAUAUACUUAGUGACGAAUCGCUCUUGACUUAUUUCACAUCGAACUUUUCGCGGAUAAAGAUGGCCAACUUCAAGGCUGGACCGGGGAACGCAAGCUUCGAUUCGCUAAAAGCCACGACUGGGCCUUUAAGUGUCAUCCCAUCUGUCAUAGCAACCACAUAUCUUUGCCAAGUACCCGAACUCAAAUCCGCUGGCAACCUCAUACUCGCAAUUAUUGUGGCCGACCUUGUAUUGCUACAGAGCAUGUGGCAGUUAUAUAAAAUUGUAGCAGAGUGGUACCUUGGCAGGCGGCAGCCGACGGCGAAUUACUGCGAGGGCUGCGUAGGAGCACCUGGCGAGGAGCUGACACGGAUUUUGUAUGCAAAUGAUGCCUACACGACAUAG
This is a messenger RNA of Annulohypoxylon maeteangense, 1389 nucleotides long. RefSeq lists its product as uncharacterized. Lineage: Eukaryota; Fungi; Ascomycota; Sordariomycetes; Xylariales; Hypoxylaceae. The coding region runs from base 1 to 1389 and encodes 462 amino acids. The record is from RefSeq and is a predicted model, not a curated record. The transcript has 2 exons.